Molecule: messenger RNA, 1908 nt
Organism: Anisakis simplex (herring worm)
Lineage: Eukaryota; Metazoa; Nematoda; Chromadorea; Rhabditida; Anisakidae
Source: the annotation of a GenBank genome assembly
AUGGCGGCUGGUGUGACGCUGAUGUAUGUUUUGGAGAAGGGUGAUAAUAGUGAGAAUAAUUUGAUGAUGAGUUGUACGAUGGCGAACGUGGAUUGUGUGGAGGUUUUGGGUGCGGAGAGUGCGAGCAGUACUAAGACAGAGCAUAUUGAAUUGUUGAGUUUUUGCUCAGUUACGGAUGAGAAAUCAAAUGAUGGCAAUCCUCAUUUGCGGUUGCAGAUUGAUAAUCAAACUAACGGACAGAGUAAUUAUGCGAUACAAUUAGAACUAGCACCGUGCACAACAGAAUUGGAUAUCUCGAUAUUGGAUCGACUGUCGCCGUUAUUAUUCACGAAACCAUUUUUUACGUGUUCAUUCGGGCUGAAUGAUACUAGGAGUUGUUAUAAUGCACAGCCAUUAGACUUGAAGGAUGAUAUUUUUACGAAUACAAUUGGAGACGGUUUAGUGCCGUUGACAUCGAGUGCGGCUAGUGUGGUGUCGUUUGUGAUGAAGUGUAGUGAGUGGAAGGUGGUUUUGAGGAUUCCAAUGGCGGACUUACGUGAUGCAGUGUCGGUGGACGCAAGGGCACCGUAUUGGUUGAGACGGGUGCAUAGAGAGAGAUUGGAGUUGGAGUUGAGUGGUGGUGUGAUGGAGAUGAGGGAUUUGAUGAUGGCGCAGUGGUCUGGGAGUGUGGCGUUUAGUGCGGAUUCGAUGUUAGGACGUUUCAUGGACGGAGAGAAAGGCGCAAGUCUAGAGUGCAGCGAGCAGGAGCAGUUGUUCGUGUACGCUGGUAGUAGCAGUGGCAAGGCAGCGGCUCGUUCGGGGGGUAGCACGGAAUCGUCACGUGUCAGUGUGAAUGUAUCGUACGAUUUCCGUAAUAAGAGUUUGAAAAGCAAUGCGGGCAUAAUGAAUAACAGCGAUGAUGUAACGCAACGAAGUGGGCAAUGGGCGUCGUACUUCAAAACGAACUCGAAAGUCGAGGGAGGGCCGUUCUCGCAUACGGUGACCGUGCAUGAGAAUGAGCCGGUAACAAUGGUGGGCAGUCGAAAGGAAUUAAACGAGUUUGCGGUGAAUUGUAUGAAUAUAUCGAGUGUUAAGGUGGAGGUGACGAUGCCCGUGAUGAGGGUGAACCUGCCGAACCAUCACUUCUAUGAGGUGCUAUAUAACAGGCUGGUGAACGAUUUGGCCUUAUNCUAUGAGGUGCUAUAUAACAGGCUGGUGAACGAUUUGGCCUUAUGGGAACCGUCAUCACAGUUGUUCAAGAAUACUUCAGUGCAGUCAGCGGGGGUGAAUAUCAACGCACCAAUUAGUGAUGACGUGUUCCAAAUGUGCUCGUGUCCGAAUAUUAGAAAGGAAUCGGAAAAUGAUUUGUCGGAUGCAGAAGGGGAUGGCUCGCAUGGCACUGCAGGGACAUCACGCUCGCAAGUAGAUGGUUCGGGUUCGAGCUCGGGUGUGGUGCUUAUUAAUAAGACGGCGUGUGCACAGAGUCAGAUCGCUAGUGAGCUGUCGGUAAUGCAGAUGUUUGUGGUGAACGGAUAUCACGGCAAUAACGACUUGACUUACUUUUAUUUUACUGCUGGGCAGGUAGCUGUGUUUCAUAGAAAUCUGCUGGAAGGCGUAGCAGCAUAUGAGCGCAAUGUGCAGCAGAAAAAUUUUGCCACGAAAAGCAGAGAAGACGUGAGGGUGGAAGCAAUGGAGAGAGGUGGGAAGGGUGAGGUGAGAGGGGAUACGUUGUGCGAGUUGAUAGAGGACGAUAAUGUGGCGGUGGCGAUCAGGAUGGAUUUCCAUUCGGACACGAAUGUGAAGGUUUGUGUGUUAUUAUGUUGUUGUUGUUGUGGUUGUUGUUUAUUUGUUGUUAUUAUUCAAUCAGCAAAUUCAACUGCAGGAAGUAAUGAGUUAAUGCCUCUCUGUUAUCAUCACCUUAAUCACUGA